AUGACUUCUGAGAAGCCUGCCUCUCGCUUUAUCGAGUCGGGCGUGCUCCAGCCGCCCAGUCCCGUCAUGGACUCUGCGACUCUCAAGAGGCUUGAGGCUGGAGAUCACGAACCUGCCCCUACUCCUCCUCCUCCUGCUCAUGUGCCCUCUGUGAUGCAGCAGCAGAAAGCGCCAGAAUGGACGAGAAGAGCUCCGCCUUCAAGAUCUGCGCACAGCUCCUACUCGGGAACACCAGCUGUCAUGCAGAUUCCCGAUGCCACGGCUGCGGAUCUACCAGUUGUGGCCAAGUACAUCGCCCGUCGUGCGACUCUACUAGGCUGGUUUGAUGAGCCUGCCGCUGCUGCCAUCACAAGCGGCUGGUCUUCAACAUGCAUUGCACUCAAGAAGCCAGAUGGAUCGUACCUGUACAAUCCAGAUGACCCAAGCCCAGACCUGGCUGCCGCCAUCGGUCGCAUCAAUGAGUCUGCUGUUGUCUCGAUGUCGUCUGAGGUGACCAAUUCCGUUCUGGAUAGUAUCAAGCCUGGACAAGGUAGCCUUAUCAAUGAAGACACUGGUGCUCGCAUUCCCAUCGUUGCUAGCUUUGCCGAUAUUCAUGAUUCACUUGUGCACCUGACCAGCGCAUGCAUUGUUGUGCAAGAACGAUGUGUACUGAUCUGGUCUCACGAGGCGAGAAAUGUUCUCAAUGUCGCGCACAACGUCGAGAAGCAAAUGUUGGCCUUUGUUGUUGGUCCCAACAUGCCUCGUGGUAUGCUUGCGCAGACUGAAGAACACUCGGAGGAAAAUUUCCACACGCCUGUUCGUGGAGCCAUUGAUGAGCGAAAUGAAGUCUACCAGGCCGCUAUCAAGGUUGAAGAAGGCGGCGAUGAUGACGAUGCUGAUAUCGAGAGCAGAGCGCUCAGACGCCCUACUCUCCUUGUCCACUCUUUCAGAAUCGGCAUUGUCAUAAUGUUGGUUAUUCUGACCCAGAGUGUUGGUAUUUCCAAACUCGUCCGCCAAUGGUCUUGGGACGGCGACUACAAGCGUUUUGCGUUGGCUGCUGUCGUUCCUCCUCUAAUGGUCUUGUCGCUGUUCUUCUUCAUCGUUGUCGUCAGUAGUGUCUUCCAGCUUCUCCUUCCCGCUGGAAUCUGCCUCAAGAACUCCAAGUUCCACUCUGCAGUCAAACCCAACCCCAAGCGAUACAAGGACUACCAACUUCCUCACAUAACUGUACAAAUGCCUGUCUACAAGGAAGGUCUACGAGGUGUCAUUGUCCCAACCAUGGUCUCAGUCAUGGCAGCAAUCCAGCACUACGAGAACCAAGGUGGCACAGCUUCCGUCUACAUCAACGACGAUGGUAUGCAGUGCAUCCAGCCCGAACUCGCCGCAGCUCGCAAGCAGUACUACCGUGAGAACGGCAUCGGCUACUGCGCCCGUCUUCCCAACAAGAAGUCCCCUAAAUCCAAGGGCUUCUCCUGGUUCAAGCGCUCUCCCCCCGUUGACCCUGAAGUCGACAACCAAGACGAGAGCUCCAUCUCUCCCCAAGGCCGCGCCAAUGCACUCGGCUUCGUCCGCAAGGGCAAGUUCAAGAAGGCUAGCAACAUGAACUACUGCCUUGCCUUUUCCAACCGCGUCGAAGAUGAGAUGUUGAGACUCACUGAGCUGGAGUGUCAGAACCGUGGAUGCAGUUAUGAGGAUCUGACUGCCGAGGACGAUGACCAACUUUAUGAACAGGCUCUGCAGAACAUGGUAGAUGCUGACGAGGGCAAUACCUGGGCUGAGGGUAACAUCCGCAUGGGUGAGAUCAUUCUUCUUAUCGACUGUGACACUCGUCUCCCCAUCGACUGUCUUCUUUACGGCGCUCUUGAGAUGUACGAGAGCCCUGAAGUCGCUAUUCUACAACACGGAUCAGGCGUCAUGCAAGUCGCCCACAACAUUUUCGAGAACGGUAUCACCUACUUCACCAACAUUGUUUACACGGCCAUCAAGUAUGGUGUUGGUACCGGUGAUGUCGCUCCUUUCGUCGGCCAUAACGCUUUCCUUCGCUGGAAGGCUGUCCAGAGCGUUGCUUUUGUCGAUCCAUCUGACAAGGUCACCAAGUGGUGGUCCGACUCGCACGUUUCUGAAGAUUUCGAUAUCAGUCUGAGGGUUCAAAUGGCUGGUAUGAUCUGUCGACUCGCUACUUAUCACAACGGUGGUUUUGAGGAGGGUGUUUCCCUGACGGUCUAUGAUGAGCUGAACCGAUGGGAGAAGUAUGCUUAUGGGUGCAACGAGCUUGUGUUCCAUCCUUUCUACCAGUGGAUCUACAAGGGUCCUGUCACCCGACUCUUCCUGCGAUUCCUUUGGAGCAGCAUGCCAGUGACCAGCAAGGUAUCCAUUAUAGCCUACAUCUUUACCUACUAUGCCAUUGCUGCUGGUUUGCUCCUCACCCUCAUCAACUACGUCCUCGUCGGACUAUUCUUCUACGACCUAGACCAAUUUUACAUGCCCUCAUGGGGCAUCUGGGUCUCCCUCCUGGUCGUCUUUAACGGUGUCGCCUCUGUCGCAUGCAGCAUGACGCGACAUCGUCUCAAGGAGAAGUCAUUCUGGUCUUCCAUCCUCGAGGCAUGCAAAUGGCUUCCCUUCCUUCUUCUCUUCUUUGGUGGCAUCAGCAUCAACUGUGCCAAAGCCCUCCUCUGCCACGCCUUCUCCAUCAACAUUGAGUGGGCGUCGACAUCCAAGGAGCUGGGUCCUACGGGUAUCUACAUCGGUCUCAACAAGAUGAUGCACCGAUUCAAGUACACAUUCCUUAUCUGCUUCGUGCUCGCCGGCGGCAUGAUCUACAUGGCCGUCGCAGCGCCCUGGGGCUGGACUAUUGCACCUGGAAAGUUCUCGUCCGGUACUUUUGCUAUCGUGCCGUUGGCUGUCCAGAUUUCUUGCGCAUUCUGUUUGCCGAUCUUCCUCGGCUUGACUUAA
This is a messenger RNA of Fusarium coffeatum, 2931 nucleotides long. RefSeq lists its product as uncharacterized. Bases 1 to 2931 code for a protein of 976 amino acids. The transcript is spliced from 4 exons. The record is from RefSeq and is a predicted model, not a curated record. NCBI's taxonomy places the organism in Eukaryota, Fungi, Ascomycota, Sordariomycetes, Hypocreales, Nectriaceae.